UUAUAAUUUUAUGUAUAUGCAGGAAGAUUGGGUUUUGUGUAGGGUGUUCUACAAAAACAGAGAAGUUGCUACAAAACCAAGCAUGGGUAGUUGCUAUGAUGACACAGGAUCUUCAUCACUUCCAGCAUUAAUGGAUUCUUACAUAAGUUUUGAUCAAGCUCAAUUCCAUACAGAUGAAUUUGAGCAAGUGCCCUGCUUCUCCAUUUUUUCUCAAAACCAAACAAACCCUAUCUUCAACCAUAUAACAACCAAUAAUAUGGAACCAAAAUUACCUAUAUCCAACAAUAACAAUGCAACUACAUUUGGAGAAGCACCUUAUAGUUUAGACCCUUUAUCAUGUGAUAGAAAAGUUUUAAAAGCUGUUUUGAGUCAACUCUCAAAAAUGGAAAGAAACCCUAUUAAUAAUCAAAUUCUAAAAGGGUCAUCACCAAGCUUAGGAGAAGGAAGUUCUGAAAGUUACUUAUCUGAUGUGGGUAUGCCCCACAUGUGGAACAAUUACUAAUGUGGUUUACUUCACUCCUAUUUCAAAUUUCUUGGUUUGGCUUUCCUCAAGUUUAAGAAAUCGGAUUUCUACGGAUGUUGCAUUACUCACUCCAUCCCAAAAUAUAAACAAAAAGUGGUCAACCAAAAUGGAUGUAUUUGGUUAAAAAUUUAGUUUAAAUACAUCCACUUUGAUUGACCAUUUUUUACUUAUAUUUUGGGACGGAGGAAGUACCAUACUGCAACAAUGGUAGAGAAUUUAGGUCUCGUGUUAAACUACGUAGGUGAAAAGGAAUCUGAAUCCUCUACAACUGCAAUUGCAAUAUGAUGAUGUAACGUAUUCAAUUUCGAUGAAAAGUUACACGGUCAAAAAUAGGAGUAUUGAAGGGGAGAAGAGGAAAUCCAUUGUUUUAAGUCAUGAUAAUAGUAUCUAAAUAUUUUUCUCAUGCUGUUAGCUAUUGAUAUAUAAAUAUCUAUCCACAUGAUAUGUCCCAUUAUAUUAGAAAAAUGGGACUUUGUAAUUGGAACUUAUAAAUUGGUAGUUCAUUUUAGU
Molecule: messenger RNA, 1033 nt
Organism: Trifolium pratense (red clover)
Lineage: Eukaryota; Viridiplantae; Streptophyta; Magnoliopsida; Fabales; Fabaceae
Product: NAC domain-containing protein 21/22-like
Exons: 1
Coding region: 11-502 (163 amino acids)
Source: RefSeq, a predicted model, not a curated record